AUGGUCAAUAGCAAGCCUGACUUCCCAUCUCUCACGGGAGGCACAUCUGUGCAACUCCUUCUACUACUGUCCGGCAAAGGAAGUCGCAAUGGUCACAGCCGGUCUUUUACCAGAGAGAAGGGCAGGGCGAGGGAGAAUGGAGGAUCUCAUGACCACGACCUUCCAGUCUCCUUCACCCAGAAAUUCGCUUAUCGUUCUCCCCUCCUGUUCUCAUUCUGUCGUCCUUCACAAACCAGCCAUGGGAGCCACACGAAUUUAAAUGCGGAGAAAAGGGCGGUAGACAGUAGCAAUCCCAAUCUCGUCCGACUGGAGCACUUGUUGUGGAGGCCAUACGAGAUCUUCCCUGGAGUUUGGAAGUACAGGUACCGCAUAGGGCACCACGAUUGGCUGAUUUUCGACCACCAUGCUGAGAGAUAG
This is a messenger RNA of Letharia columbiana, 417 nucleotides long. RefSeq lists its product as uncharacterized. The transcript is spliced from 2 exons. Lineage: Eukaryota; Fungi; Ascomycota; Lecanoromycetes; Lecanorales; Parmeliaceae. The record is from RefSeq and is a predicted model, not a curated record. Bases 1 to 417 code for a protein of 138 amino acids.